Coregonus sp. 'balchen' is the source of this 12011-nucleotide messenger RNA. NCBI's taxonomy places the organism in Eukaryota, Metazoa, Chordata, Actinopteri, Salmoniformes, Salmonidae. The record is from the annotation of a GenBank genome assembly.
UGUGGAUGAGAGAGGCCGUCUGGGGGUGAUCCCCUGGGAUGAACAGAGACACAGAGAGAUGGACUGGUGUGAAGAGGACCAGUGCAGGUAGGACACAUGCAUCACUAUGACAUCACUGUGGCCUUGGCCAAUGACCAGAAAGUCAGAGUGAUAUUAUUAAUCUAUCCAUCAAUCAGAAGUACCCACAACUCUGUUAUUAUUUCUGUUCCUCCUCUCCCAGGAUGGUAUUGGAUCAAAAUCUCCCAGACAAUGCCCACUUCCUGUAUGAGGAUGCUCCUGAUUGGCUGCGGUUCCGUACGGCCACGCCCCCUAUGGACCUGCUGACUGACUGGUACCUGAGUCGUGCCCAGGACAUAGACUCCUGCUCUAGACAGGUACUAUUCCGCCGUGCUUGGGGGAAGGGUUUUACUGUCACACACACUGCCUGCAAUAAGAACCAGGGGAAAUGAAUUACUGUCGCACACGUCCUCUGGACCCCUCAUCCUAGUGUAGUGCAACAUAUCAGUGCCUUUGAGGCUGUCUGUCUUGUGGGUUGUUGUACCAGUCCUGUCUGACAGCUGUUUAGUGUUGUACCAGUCCUGUCUGAUAGCUGUGUAGUGUUGUACUAGUCCUGUCUGAUAGCUGUGUAGUGUUGUACCAGUCCUGUCUGACAGCUGUGUAGUGUUGUACUAGUCCUGUCUGAUAGCUGUGUAGUGUUGUACCAGUCCUGUCUGAUAGCUGUGUAGUGUUGUACCAGUCCUGUCUGACAGCUGUUUAGUGUUGUACCAGUCCUGUCUGACAGCUGUGUAGUGUUGUACCAGUCCUGUCUGACAGCUGUGUAGUGUUGUACCAGUCCUGUCUGACAGCUGUGUAGUGUUGUACCAGUCCUGUCUGACAGCUGUGUAGUGUUGUACCAGUCCUGUCUGACAGCUGUGUAGUGUUGUACCAGACCUGUCUGAUAGCUGUGUAGUGUUGUACCAGUCCUGUCUGACAGCUGUGUAGUGUUGAACCAGUCCUGUCUGAUAGCUGUGUAGUGUUGUACCAGUCCUGUCUGAUAGCUGUGUAGUGUUGUACCAGUCCUGUCUGAUAGCUGUGUAGUGUUUUACCAGUCCUGUCUGACAGCUGUGUAGUGUUGUACCAGUCCUGUCUGACAGCUGUGUAGUGUUGUACCAGUCCUGUCUGACAGCUGUGUAGUGUUGUACCAGUCCUGUCUGACAGCUGUGUAGUGUUGUACCAGUCCUGUCUGAUAGCUGUGUAGUGUUGUACCAGUCCUGUCUGAUAGCUGUGUAGUAUUGUACCAGUCCUGUCUGAUAGCUGUGUAGUGUUGUACCAGUCCUGUCUGACAGCUGUGUAGUGUUGUACCAGUCCUGUCUGACAGCUGUGUAGUGUUGUACCAGUCCUGUCUGACAGCUGUGUAGUGUUGUACCAGUCCUGUCUGACAGCUGUGUAGUGUUUUACCAGUCCUGUCUGAUAGCUGUGUAGUGUUGUACCAGUCCUGUCUGAUAGCUGUGUAGUGUUUUACCAGUCCUGUCUGAUAGCUGUGUAGUGUUGUACCAGUCCUGUCUGAUAGCUGUGUAGUGUUGUACCAGACCUGUCUGACAGCUGUGUAGUGUUGUACCAGUCCUGUCUGAUAGCUGUGUAGUGUUGUACCAGUCCUGUCUGACAGCUGUGUAGUGUUGUACCAGACCUGUCUGAUAGCUGUGUAGUGUUGUACCAGUCCUGUCUGAUAGCUGUGUAGUGUUGUACCAGUCCUGUCUGAUAGCUGUGUAGUGUUGUACCAGUCCUGUCUGACAGCUGUGUAGUGUUGUACCAGUCCUGUCUGACAGCUGUGUAGUGUGUUGUACCAGUCCUGUCUGAUAGCUGUGUAGUGUUGUACCAGUCCUGUCUGAUAGCUGUGUAGUGUAGUGUUGUACCAGUCCUGUCUGAUAGCUGUGUAGUGUUGUACCAGUCCUGUCUGAUAGCUGUGUAGUGUUGUACCAGUCCUGUCUGAUAGCUGUAUAGUGUUGUACCAGUCCUGUCUGAUAGCUGUGUCGUGUUUUACCAGUCCUGUCUGACAGCUGUGUAGUGUUGUACCAGUCCUGUCUGAUAGCUGUGUAGUGUUGUACCAGUCCUGUCUGAUAGCUGUGUAGUGUUGUACCAGUCCUGUCUGACAGCUGUGUAGUGUUGUACCAGUCCUGUCUGACAGCUGUGUAGUGUGUUGUACCAGUCCUGUCUGAUAGCUGUGUAGUGUUGUACCAGUCCUGUCUGAUAGCUGUGUAGUGUAGUGUUGUACCAGUCCUGUCUGAUAGCUGUGUAGUGUUGUACCAGUCCUGUCUGACAGCUGUGUAGUGUUGUACCAGUCCUGUCUGAUAGCUGUAUAGUGUUGUACCAGUCCUGUCUGAUAGCUGUGUCGUGUUUUACCAGUCCUGUCUGACAGCUGUGUAGUGUUGUACCAGUCCUGUCUGAUAGCUGUGUAGUGUUGUACCAGUCCUGUCUGAUAGCUGUGUAGUAUUGUACCAGUCCUGUCUGAUAGCUGUGUAGUGUUGUACCAGUCCUGUCUGACAGCUGUGUAGUGUUGUACCAGUCCUGUCUGACAGCUGUGUAGUGUUGUACCAGUCCUGUCUGACAGCUGUGUAGUGUUGUACCAGUCCUGUCUGACAGCUGUGUAGUGUUUUACCAGUCCUGUCUGAUAGCUGUGUAGUGUUGUACCAGUCCUGUCUGAUAGCUGUGUAGUGUUUUACCAGUCCUGUCUGAUAGCUGUGUAGUGUUGUACCAGUCCUGUCUGAUAGCUGUGUAGUGUUGUACCAGACCUGUCUGACAGCUGUGUAGUGUUGUACCAGUCCUGUCUGAUAGCUGUGUAGUGUUGUACCAGUCCUGUCUGACAGCUGUGUAGUGUUGUACCAGACCUGUCUGAUAGCUGUGUAGUGUUGUACCAGUCCUGUCUGAUAGCUGUGUAGUGUUAUACCAGUCCUGUCUGAUAGCUGUGUAGUGUAGUGUUGUACCAGUCCUGUCUGAUAGCUGUGUAGUGUUGUACCAGUCCUGUCUGAUAGCUGUGUAGUGUUGUACCAGUCCUGUCUGAUAGCUGUGUAGUGUUGUACCAGUCCUGUCUGACAGCUGUGUAGUGUUGUACCAGUCAUAGCUGUGUAGUGUUGUACCAGUCCUGUCUGAUAGCUGUGUAGUGUUGUACCAGUCCUGUCUGAUAGCUGUGUAGUGUUGUACCAGUCCUGUCUGAUAGCUGUGUAGUGUUGUACCAGUCCUGUCUGAUAGCUGUGUAGUGUUGUACCAGUCCUGUCUGAUAGCUGUGUAGUGUUGUAACCAGUCCUGUCUGAUAGCUGUGUAGUGUUGUACCAGUCCUGUCUGAUAGCUGUGUAGUGUUGUACCAGUCCUGUCUGAUAGCUGUGUAGUGUUGUACCAGUCCUGUCUGAUAGCUGUGUAGUGUUGUACCAGUCCUGUCUGAUAGCUGUGUAGUGUAGUACCAGUCCUGUCUGAUAGCUGUGUAGUGUUGUACCAGUCCUGUCUGAUAGCUGUGUAGUGUUGAACCAGUCCUGUCUGACAGCUGUGUAGUGUUGUACCAGUCCUGUCUGAUAGCUGUGUAGUGUUGAACUUCUCUCCUCUCUCUCUUUAGUAUCAGACUGUGGUGGCCUCUCUUUAUCCACAACAUAAAGGAUGCCUCCCAAAUGGAACCCUUUUUCCUUCCUAGUGCACUACUUUUGACCAGGGGAUGCAUAGAAAGUGUUCUGCCUCUCCUCUAGAGUGAUGGAUCUAGUCCUCUGAAGGAGGAGAGCAGAGGGGGAUGCACUCUCCUCUCCUCUUGACAACUCUAUCGCUUUAUUUCUUCCAGAUGGAGGAGAGAGUCUGAGAGGAGGAAGAUGUGGCUAGUAUCCUGUCUACCUUUUCCUCCUCUCUCUGCUUCCUCUCCUCCUCUCUCUGCUUCCUCUCCUCCUCCUCCUCUCUCUGCUUCCUCUCCUCCUCCAGCCCUCCUUUCUCUGAGUGGAGGGGGAUCGCAAUGUGAUUCCUGAUAAAAUCAGUUUCUUUGUUCUUCUGCCGAGCAAUGAGCUCUCUCCCUCAUCCUGUUUUAAUUGGUGGGCGUCUCUCUCUUCAUGCAUUACUACGGUACCCCCACCCCCUACCUCCCUACCCCCUCCACACCUCCCUACCCCCCCCUCCACCCUUCCCUACCCACACCCCCUCCACACCUUCCCUACCCCCCCCCUCCACACCUCCCUACCUCCCCCUCCACACCUCCUACCUUCCACCCUCCACAUCUCCCUACCUCCCCCCUCCACUCCACACCCGCCCUACCUCCCCCGUCCACACCCCCUACCUCCCUAACCUCCCCCCUCCACACUCCCCCUACUCCCACCUCCACCUUCCCACAUCUCCCACCUCCCCCCCUACCUCCCCCCUCCACCCACACUCCUAAACCUCUCCCCCUCCACACCUCCCUACCUCCUACCUCCCCCCGCCACACCUCCCUACCUACCUCCCUACCUCCUCCACCCCCCACCCAACUCCCUAAAACCCCUAACCAAAAUCCCUUCCCACCCCCUCAAACCUCCCGACCCCCCCCUCCACGCCACAAAGACCAUGCCCCCCCCCCACUCCCAAAAACCUCCUACCCCCCAACCUCCCCCCCCCCCCUCCACCUCCUACCUCCACCCUCCACACCCACCCCCUCCACUCCACAAAAACCCCCCUAACACCACCUCCCCCCUCCAAAACCUCCCCACCUCCUUCCCCUCCCACCACCUCCCUACCCCCUCCACACCUCCCUUCCACACCCCCUCCAAAACCUCCUACCUCCCCCCUCCACACCUCCCUACCAACCCCCCUCCACAACCUCCCUCCCUACCUCCCCCCCUCCAACAUCCUCCCUACCUUCCCCCCUCCACACCCCCCUCCUCCCCUCCAACCCCCCCUCCACACCUCCCUCCUCCCCCCUCCACUCCCCCCUCCCUCCCCUCCCUACCCCUCCCCCAAACCCCUCCCUACCCCCCUCCUCCACACCUCCCUACCUCCCCCUUCCCUACCUCCCUCCUCCACACCUCCCUACCUCCCCACCCUCCCUACCCCCUCCUCCACAACCCCCCUACCCCCCUCCACACCCCCCUACCUCCCCCUUCCCUACCUCCCCCCCUCCCUACCUCCCCUUUGAGCAACUUAAUGGCCAUGCAGGUGUUCUGUUCUCUGAUUGGAUGUCCUGUCUGUCCGUCAGGUGGACUGUGCACUGUCAUUGGUGCGUCUGGGGAAGGAGCGGGAUAUCCCGGGGUUGGAGCGGCUGUGUGAUGACCUGGUAACCUUGGAGACGUUGGUGUACGAAACGGCGUGCGAGCUCAGCCUGACACUAAGGGACUUGCAGCAUCUCAGUGACAUCGACAAGCUCCGCCUCCUCAUGAAGAACGUACGUACAUGCCGUGUGUGUGUGUGUGUGUGUGUGUGUGUGUGUGUGUGUGUGUGUGUGUGUGUGUGUGUGUGUGUGUGUGUGAUUGUACCUCUGUGUACCAAGUCUUUGAGUAGGAGUCUUCUAGAUGGCUUUCAUCUCCCCAACUCCUGACACCCAAAUCCACCUCUAGCCCCUAGACACUUCCAUCCUUCCCCAGUCCUCUCAGAUCUACACAAGAGCAUGUAGUGCACUACUUCUGACCAGGGCCCAUAGGCCCAUAGAGCUCUGGUCUAAAGUAGUGCACUAUUAAGGGAAUAGGGAGCUAUUUGUGACUCAGCCACUGACUACCUGUGCUGUGCAUCUGUCUUUGCCUUCCCCCUUCCAGUCCAGUGCAGAGCGCUAUGUUAAAGAUGUGUUCCAGUGGAUGGUUCCCUUCCUGCAUCGCUGUGAGAAACAGAGCUGUGGCGCUAGUGAGGCCCUGCUGAGAGAACACCUGGUGACCCUCUCUCUGCAAGACCUCUCUCUACCUCUGGCCGUCUUCCAGCACUCCAAACCUGACGUUAGUGUACACACACAACACUCAGAGACCUGUCGUCCAUAGCAGUACCCUAGAGGGUUAUGGUUAGUGCCCUAGAGUGUUAUGGUUAGUACCCUAGAGGGUUAUGGUUAGUACCCUAGAGGGUUAUGGUUAGUGCCCUAGAGGGUUAUGGUUAGUGCCCUAGAGGGUUAUGGUUAGUACCCUAGAGGGUUAUGGUUAGUGCCCUAGAGGGUUAUGGUUAGUGCCCUAGAGGGUUAUGGUUAGUGCCCUAGAGGGUUAUGGUUAGUGCCCUAGAGGGUUAUGGUUAGUGCCCUAGAGGGUUAUGGUUAGUGCCCUAGAGGGUUAUGGUUAGUGCCCUAGAGGGUUAUGGUUAGUGCCCUAGAGGGUUAUGGUUAGUACCCUAGAGGGUUAUGGUUAGUACCCUAGAGGGCAGGGGUAUUCAACCGGUCGGCCGCGGAGGUAAAUAAUAUAUAUAUAUGUACACUACCGGUCAAAAGUUUAGAACACCUACUCAUUCCAGUGUUUUUCACUAUUUUCUACAUUGUAGAAUAAUAGUGAAGACAUCAAAACUAUGAAAUAACACAUAUGGAAUCAUGUAGUAACCAAAAAAGUGUUAAACAAGUCAAGAUAUAUUUUAUAUUUGAGAUUUUUCAAAGUAGCCACCCUUUGCCUUGAUGACAGCUUUGCACACGUCUUACUUAUCAAAACAGAGCUAGAAUCAUUACAAAGAAAUGGCUGAUGAUGAUGAUGAUGGUGUGUGGUCCUGUCAGAGCCAGCAAAAGGUGCUUGGGGACCCAGACCAGUUGAUGACUGUAGCGUUGGAGUGUAUCUACGGCUGUGAGAGAGAUGAUCAGCUCGCCCUCUGUUACGACAUCCUGGAAUGUCUUCCUCAGAGGGGCUACGGGUGAGACACAAACUCCGCCUCCUUCUCAUCAAGAGAGAGAGAGAGGAGAGAGAGAGAUAGAGAGAAGAGGAGAGGAGAGAGAGAGAGAGAGAGAGAGAGAGAGAGAGAGAGAGAGAGAGAUGGGGGAGAGAGUGUAUAGUGCACUGUUUGCCCAGAGCCUAUAGGAACGUACCCUAAGUCUCUGUCUGUUUUCCUUUAGACCUGAGACGCACAUCACCGCAUCUCUCCACGAUCAGGUGGACAAACUGGAAAAACACCUCAGGUAACACACACACACACCUCAGGUAACACUAACACACCUGUGAACCUAUUGCCUGACGGUAAAAACUAUGGCAAACCAGUAUUUCUUGGUUAGAGUCAGUAUUAAUUUAUAUUUCUGAAUUUGUUCAAAUGUGGUUUAUGGUUAGUUUUAGAUUUAGAUUUCUGAAUUGGUUAAAAUGUGGUUUAUGGUUAGAGUCUGUGUUAGAUUUUGGCUAGUCGGGCUGAAAUGAAUAAAGAAAAAGAUGGUUAACAUUAAUGAACAGGAUUUACAUGAACCUUACAAGCAGCAUGUUGCUUUAUGCCUGGUUGGUCUGUUCUAUCUGCACUAUUUCUAGGCUUCCCGUUCUUAAGUUUCGUUUGUUACGUCUUACUUUUGGUUUUGUACACCAGCUUCAAACAGAUGACAAUAAAAUCAUUUUGAUUAUGGAAAAUGUAUUUCUCAGCGGUUUAGAUGGUCCAAUGACUACACAAUGACUACUUGUUUAGUCACGUAUUGUAAACUGUAUUCCUGGUUCUGCAUCAGUCAAUGGGAUGUGAGGGUUCAAGCCCUGGUUGGGUUUCCAGAAUAGGUUUUGCUUUCACCAGAGCUGAAUAUAGUGGUUUCAGGGUGGGCUGGCUUGUUUACAACGAGCAACUAGUGCUGUGUUGUCCUCCCUAUAACUGUCACUGUGGUCCUGGGGCUUGGACCCGCUACUCACACAGGUUCCUCCCUAUACCUGUCACUGUGGUCCUGGGGCUUGGACCCGCUCCUCACACAGGUUCCUCCCUAUACCUGUCACUGUGGUCCUGGGGCUUGGACCCGCUACUCACACAGGUCCAGGAUUUCUUUCAGUCAGGGCUUGACACAUGCUGUAAGAUCAGAGUAUGAAACGCUCCAGGAUCCAGAUACGUGAAAGCACCCUGAGUAAUCCCCCCCCCCCCCACACACACACACACACACACAUACACAUACGCACGCACGCACGCACACACACACACACACUCUCACACGCACACACACACACUCUCACACACACACACACACACACUCACACGCACACGCACGCACACGCACACACACACACACACACACACACCCACCCAGGGAUGAAAGGGGUGUAAAUGUGUGUGUGCUCCUGAAUAAACCUUGUUAUCCUGCCGCCGCUCCGCUCUCUGUCGUAUAAAUCCUACGCCGUCUCUCACACAGCACCUGUUUACUAUGGUAAUGAGGUCUGGCAGAGAGAGAACAUCUGUAGAGGUGUGACCCUGAUGAGACUGCUGCUAUGUUAAUCCUCCCUCCUUAUCUCCCCCCCUCCCUCCCUCCCUCCUCCCUCCCCCAUUCCGAACCCUCCCCUCCCCCCUUCCCCUCCCUCCCUCCUCCUCACCCAUCCCCCCCAUUCCCUACCCCUCCUCCCCCCCCCUCCCUGCCCUCCCUCCCUCCUCCCUCCCUCCCUCCCUCCCAUCCCUCCCUCCCUCCCUCCCUCCCUCCCUCCCUCCCUCCCUCCCUCCCUCCCCUCCCUCCCUCCCUCCCUCCCUCCCUCCCUCCCUCCCUCCCUCCCUCCCCUCCCUCCCUCCCCUCCCUCCCUCCCUCCCUCCCUCCCCAUCCCUCCCCUCCCUCCCUCCUCCCUCCCCUCCCUCCCUCCCUCCCUCCCCUCCCCUCCCUCCCUCCCUCCCCCCUCCUCCCUCCCUCCCCUCCCUCCCUCCCUCCCUCCCUCCCUCCCUCCCUCCCCCGCCCUCCCUCCCUCCCCUCCCUCCCUCCCUCCCUCCCUCCCCUCCCUCCCUCCCUCCCCUCCCUCCCCUCCCUCCCUCCCUCCCUCCCCCAUCCCUCCUCUCCCUCCCUCCCUCCCUCCUCCCUCCCUCCCUCCCUCCCUCCCUCCCUCCCUCCCUCCUCCCUCCCCCAUCCCUCCCUCCUCCCUCCCUCCCUCCCUCCCCCCUCCCCUCCUCCCUCUCUCCCCCUCCCCCUUCCCUCCCCCCAGUGUAGUGGAGGUGUUGGAGAAGCAUGGUCUUCAGAAGCCUAUAUCCUAUGUGAGGAGCAGCCAGACCUGUACAGAAGAAGCACAUGCUCUCAUGGUGAAACUCUGCAGACACACCGGGCGUAGGUAGGACACACACAAACAUACCGUUGGUCCUUUUCCUUAGCAGUCAUGAUUUCACUGUAUGUGUCUGUCUGAUUGAUCUAUUGAUUGGUUGAUUGAUUGAUUGAUCUAUUGAUUGAUGAACUGAUUGAUUAACGUAUUGCUCCAGGACCUCCCUGUCAGGGAAGUCUGUGUGGAGAGGUCUACUACAGAUGAAGAUAUUGACUGAUUGGUUAAGUAAUUGAUUAUAUUGAUAUUUGUGUCCAGGACCCCCCCUGUCAGUGAGUCUGUGUGGAGAAGUCUCCUACAGGACCUGCUGGACAUGCAACACAACGUAUACACCUGUCUCCAACCUGACACCUGUCACCAGGUAACACACACACCUGUCUCCAACCUGACACCUGUCACCAGGUAACACACACACGCACACCUGUCUCCUACCUGACACCUGUCACCAGGUAACACACACAUGCACACCUGUCUCCAACCAGACACCUGUCACCAGGUAACACACACACCUGUCUCCUACCUGACACCUGUCACCAGGUAACACACACACCUGUCUCCAACCAGACACCUGUCACCAGGUAACACACACACCUGUCUCCAACCUGACACCUGUCACCAGGUAACACACACACCUGUCUCCUACCUGACACCUGUCACCAGGUAACACACACACCUGUCUCCAACCUGACACCUGUCACCAGGUAACACACACACCUGUCUCCUACCUGACACCUGUCACCAGGUAACACACACACCUGUCUCCAACCAGACACCUGUCACCAGGUAACACACACACCUGUCUCCAACCAGACACCUGUCACCAGGUAACACACACAUGCACACCUGUCUCCUACCUGACACCUGUCACCAGGUAACACACACACCUGUCUCCAACCAGACACCUGUCACCAGGUAACACACACACCUGUCUCCAACCAGACACCUGUCACCAGGUAACACACACACCUGUCUCCAACCAGACACCUGUCACCAGGUAACACACACAUGCACACCUGUCUCCUACCAGACACCUGUCACCAGUUAACACACACACCUGUCUCCAACCUGACACCUGUCACCAGGUAACACGCACACCUGUCUCCAACCAGACACCUGUCACCAGGUAACACACACAUGCACACUAUUAACUAUUACAGCAAUAGGAAAUUCCUUCUUGGGCCGAGGGUGAUUUUAAGUCUAAGGCAGGGAUACUUCAUCAUGAGACCAUGAGUCCAAUUGACCUCUUGGACCGAGGGUGAAGACAGGGAUACUUCAUCAUGAGACCAUGAGUCCAAUUGACCUCUUGGACCGAGGGUGAAGACAGGGAUACUUCAUCAUGAGACCAUGAGUCCAAUUGACCUCUUGGACCGAGGGUGAAGACAGGGAUACUUCAUCAUGAGACCAUGAGUCCAAUUGACCUCUUGGACCGAGGGUGAAGACAGGGAUACUUCAUCAUGAGACCAUGAGUCCAAUUGACCUCUUGGACCGAGGGUGAAGACAGGGAUACUUCAUCAUGAGUACAACUCUCCACCACUACAUCUAUUAAACCACCACUAUGUUAUUAAACCACCACUACAUCUAUUAAACCACCACUACAUCUAUUAAACCACCACUACAUCUAUUAAACCACCACUACAUCUAUUAAACCACCACUACAUCUAUUAAACCACCACUACAUCUAUUAAACCACCACUACAUCUAUUAAACCACCACUACGUCUAUUAAACCACCACUACGUCUAUUAAACCACCUCUACAUCUAUUAAACCACCACUACAUCUAUUAAACCACCACUACAUCUAUUAAACCACCACUACAUCUAUUAAACCACCUCUACAUCUAUUAAACCACCACUACAUCUAUUAAACCACCACUACAUCUAUUAAACCACCACUACAUCUAUUAAACCACCACUACAUCUAUUAAACCACCACUACAUCUAUUAAACCACCACUACAUCUAUUAAACCACCACUACGUUUAUUAAGACCUAGACAACCAGGUGAGGGGAGUUCCUUACUAAGACCUAGACAACCAGGUGAGGAUAGUUCCUUACUAAGACCUAGACAACCAGGUGAGGGGAGUUCCUUACUAAGACCUAGACAACCAGGUGAGGGGAGUUCCUUACUAAGACCUAGACAACCAGUGAGGGGAGUUCCUUACUAAGACCUAGACAACCAGGUGAGGGAGUUCCUUACUAAGACCUAGACAACCAGGUGUGGGGAGUUCCUUACUAAGACCUAGACAACCAGGUGAGGGGAGUUCCUUACUAAGACCUAGACAACCAGGUGAGGGGAGUUCCUUACUAAGACCUAGACAACCAGGUGAGGGGAGUUUCCUUACUAAGACUUGGACAACCGGUGAGGGGAGUUCCUUACUAAGACCUAGACAACCAGGUGAGGGGAGUUCCUUACUAAGACCUAGACACCAGGUGAGGGGAGUUUCCUUACUAAGACCUAGACAACCAGGUGAGGGAGUUCCUUACUAAGACCUAGACAACCAGGUGAGGGGAGUUCCUUACUAAGACCCUAGACAAACCAGGUGAGGGAGUUUCCUCACUAAGCCCUAGACAACCAGGUGAGGGGAGUUCCUUACUAAGACCUAGACAACCAGGUGAGGGGAGUUCCUUACUAAUAUAUUUCCCUGUCUCCCCUCCCUGCCAGAUAUUCGUGGAGUCGUUGCUGUGUAGUAGCCGUGUGGAGAACAUAGUGCUGGCCGGUCAGCUGAUGCACUGUUCAGCGGUCAGCCAGGAUGUGGUUCCGGUCAGUGUGUCAUUCCGAGACCGGGGUCGCGGCGGGGUCAGCACUAGGGUCAAGUACCACACAGCUGUGGAGCUGGUCCUGGCCGCUGCCAGGGAAUACUUCAACUCCUCCACCACCCUCACCGACCCCUGUAUGGACCUGGCA